Molecule: messenger RNA, 1750 nt
Organism: Medicago truncatula (barrel medic)
Lineage: Eukaryota; Viridiplantae; Streptophyta; Magnoliopsida; Fabales; Fabaceae
Product: transcription factor MYB65
Exons: 4
Coding region: 109-1500 (463 amino acids)
Source: RefSeq, a predicted model, not a curated record
CUCAAAUAGAAUCUAGGGUUUCUCACUUCCAAGUCAAGUGAGCGAUUCCCUUCUCUCACCAUCACCACCUAUCGCCUCUGCCUCACUUCCACGUGCAUAUUGAGAUUCAUGAGUAGCACUUCAAGCGAACACUAUGGUGAUCACAAAACUCACAUAUUGAGAGUCAUGAAUAGCGCUUUAAGCGAAGAUGAUGGCGAUCACAAAACAGGCAUAUUGAGUGGUAUGAGUAGCCCUUCAAGCGGCGAUGAUGAUCGCAAAAGGCAGUCAAUACUGUCAGCUGAUCAAGAAACUGAUGAAGGAGAUACCACUGGAGGAGAAGGAGGAGAAGGUGGUCUAAAGAAAGGUCCAUGGACAGCGGCAGAGGAUGAAAUCUUGGUAGCUCAUGUUCAAAAAUAUGGUGAGGGAAACUGGAAUUCAGUCCGGAAAUGUACCGGACUUGCUCGCUGUGGGAAAAGCUGUCGUCUACGAUGGGCAAAUCAUUUGAGACCUGAUCUCAGAAAGGGUGCAAUUACUGCUGAAGAAGAACGCCGAAUCAUUGAGUUGCAUCAUAAGAUGGGAAAUAAAUGGGCUCAAAUGGCUGCACUGUUGCCUGGACGUACAGAUAAUGAGAUAAAGAACUUUUGGAACACAAGAUGCAAGAAACGGGGUCGGGCAAACUUACCAAUCUACCCUGAAGAUUUAUCAUCUGAAUGUCUGCUGAAUCAAGAAAAUGCUGACAUGUUGACAAAUGAAGCCAGCCAGCAUGAUGAAGCAGAGAACAAAGUACCUGAAGUGAUAUUUAAAGAUUACAAACUCCGCCCUGAUAUUUUACCACCAUGUUUUGAUAAGCUUCUAGCUGGCUUGUUAUUGCGUCCCUCUAAGCGCCCUUGGAAGUCCGAUAUGAAUUUGUACAGUUAUAGCAAUAAUGCUGCUGCCCCAGCAGCAUUUGAUCAGCUCAGAAAAUAUCCUAUGCCAUCUCCUUCGUCUCCUCCAUGGGAGGAUAUUAAUGAACCACAUAGCUACAAUCAGUUUAAUGAAUAUGAUAACCCUAUGGUCGGUAUUCACAUGGCACCAAAAACCUCUUCUUUUGAGCCCAUAUAUGGGUUCAUGAAGACUGAGCCCCCUUCACUCCAAUAUUCACAGACUCAACAUCGUAGCUAUAUGAUUCCAUAUCCUCAAGUUGAGCCUGUUCAGUCAGUUCCAACUUCUCUAGAGAGGAGUCAUUUUCUUCCAUCCAAUGAAGCAAAUCUUAGCACACAAUGGGAUGAGUCAGAUGAUCAGUAUGAUGGUUUAUUUCCGUCCUUUGACUAUAAUAACAAUAAUCAUAUGAACACGUGCUCAACUGACGGGCACCACUCAGCUGAAACUACUCAGGGUCAUGAUAUUAUUAACCAUGCUGCAUUUAAUCAGAUCCCAGAUUACUUUUCUUCUGAGAGAGAUGAUUUGAGGAGAAAAAUAUUUGCGCAUCCAGAUGCUGCGCCUGUGGUUGAUGACUUCGCUUGGUAUUAUAAAAUAGAAUAAAUAUGAUAAAUCUGUUGUUCUAGAAGUGCAUGCUCUUCUUGGUAAAGAGUUCAUUUGUUAGCACUUGUUGGCAGAUCGUGAUACUAACUACUCGGUUUUAUUUUUCCUUUUUUAUGGUUUGAGAUUUCACUAUGUUGAAAUUUGUUGGUUGUCACUUUGUAUAGUUUUUACAUUGGAACUAUGGUAUUUGAAAAGCGUGUGUAUAUUGGUCUGUGAUCUUAACUUUAAGAAAUGUUAAUUCAAACUUGCA